This is a messenger RNA of Brassica rapa (field mustard), 3770 nucleotides long. RefSeq names its product probable tRNA (guanine(26)-N(2))-dimethyltransferase 2. Gene Ontology annotation, cellular component: nucleus. Lineage: Eukaryota; Viridiplantae; Streptophyta; Magnoliopsida; Brassicales; Brassicaceae. The record is from RefSeq and is a predicted model, not a curated record. Gene Ontology annotation, molecular function: tRNA (guanine) methyltransferase activity; RNA binding. Gene Ontology annotation, biological process: tRNA N2-guanine methylation.
GUUUGAUAUAUCGAUAGAUAUUCGGUGAUCACUUUGUUUGUUUUAGUUUAAGUCACAUGUUUUCUUAAAGUCAUGCUAUUGUCUAAACUGAAAAUAACAAGUGAGAAAAAAAUAUAUCAUAUAUAUAUAUAUAUAUCACAUGCAUACAUAUAAAAUGUACACUUAAUUGAGUUUGUUGAUUAGUUCUUUAUAAGAACUAAGAACCUUUUGAAAAGUAGAUUUAACUAUGUUAUCCAAUGUUCUAUAUUUGGCCAUUGCUUGCCAGAGUUUCGGGAGUUAAAGUCUUUUAGAUGAGUACAGGAAUGGUAUAAGAUAAUUUUUUUGUUCAUGGGUAAUCUCUGAUUUAGAGGUACAAAAGUAUAAAUAGUUUCAUUCUAAUAUUGUCGACUGAAAGAAUUACAAAAUCAUCGUUGUCUCUAUUUAAAUAAUUUUUAUUACACAUGUUUAUGCAGUUAUUAUGUGCAAGGUAUCAGUUUUCACCACCAAAUUUUUCGUACCACCAUUGUAAUUUGUAAAGUAUGUAUUUACUUACUAAACAAGUGAAAUGAUUUUUGAAAUCUUUAUCUUCCUUUGGACAAAGAAUCUAAGAGGGAAGAUCUUAGUCGUCUCAGGUGACGUAGGAAGUCCGUGCAUAUAUUUUACAGAAAACAGCUAAAAGACGUCAGAAAGUAAAGAAAACAAAAUCUAAACAGUGAGGUUACGGAACAAGAUGGGUGAUGUGGUCUGAUGGACACGUGUCGACAUAUAAUUGAUACGUAGGUAAGUUUUGACUUUUUGUGGGAGGCGUGCUGGCUGAGCCAGAGGAACCACACCAAGUGUUGCAGUGACUUGUCCCUAUACUUUAAUUACAUUUUCAUCCUUGGAGAUUUUCAGAGUUUUUUUUUUUACUGUUCUUGGUUUGUUGAAAUGGGGAAGAAGAAGAAGAAGAAGAGUCAAGACUAUCCAAACCUUGGCAGAGUCAACCAAGUGUAGUCUCAUUUGGAGUCUUAAUAUCAACGUUGCUAAUAUAGUAAUUAGAAAACAUGGAUCAAAGGGCUCUUUAUCAUCAUGUGCAAAUGUGGUUCGGUACUUAAAAAUCCCUUACCUAGCUAGAAGACACAUGUUUCCAUUGGACGUAGCAUUGUUCAAAGGCAUAAAAGCCAAAGACAUGUUUUGGUAAAAAAAGUCAACAACAUUGUCAACAUGCGUAUAUACACAUUCUUUGUUACCUGAGAAACUCGACUGUUCCAUCAAAUUGAGCAGUCGUUAGCCUCUUUUGCAAACAACAACACAAGUUACACAACCCCUAGUAAGAAAAAUGUAGUUGAUUGAUGGGAUUCACGGGAGGGUCCAUCUCAUGUUUGUCUCUAUUCUGACUGGUCAAAUAUCAUCAGGUCUUACCGCAUAUCAAAUGGCCCAUUAGCUCAGUUGGUUAGAGCGUCGUGCUAAUAACGCGAAGGUCGCAGGUUCGAAACCUGCAUGGGCCAAGUAUUUUUUGCUAUGAUCUUUUUUCUUUCCUAGUCCCGUCCCUAACGUUUGCUUUUCUUACAUUCGUAUCCGUUAUGUUUUAUUAUGUUAAUUUAUGUCCAAAUUCAAUUUUCUAAUUACUACAAAUCAACUGUCUUUUUUCUUUUUUCUUUUUUUUUUUUUUUUUUCUAUUCCAAAGGAAACAAAAACUUCCCACUUGUUAAUGCAGAGUAGGGUUUUAAAGCUUAACCUCCUCCAAAUUUCUCUCUAAAACAGCAGAGCAUUCGCAUACAAGGGGAUAACUUGAAGAGUCUCCUGUUGAUAAUAAGAGAGAGAGCAAUGGAAUCGGAUCUGAAUGACUACACCGUUAUCAAGGAAGGAGAAGCUGAGAUCCUCCUUCACAAGAAGAACCAAGUCUUCUUCAAUAAAGCUCAGGUGAACAAUAGAGACAUGUCUAUAGCUGUCCUAAGAGAAUUUAUAUCCAAACGCAAGCAAGAGCAUGAAGCUAAGCUAUCUAAAAGAAACAGAUCAGCGUCCAAUGUGGUUGACAAGGACUCUUCUGAAGCUUCCAAGGAAGGAACUCCAAUUGAGAACGGUGAGCACCAAGUAGCAUCUGAAGACCCACCAAGCUCUGCUUCCAAAAAACCUGAAGGAGUUGCACUUAGAGGACUCCAGCCUCCGAAAGUGCUCGAGGCUUUGUCUGCUUCUGGUUUGCGAGCUUUAAGAUAUGCGCGUGAAAUAGAAGGGAUUGGUCAGGUUGUAGCGUUGGACAAUGACAUUGCAUCGGUGGAAGCUUGCCAGAGAAACAUAAAGUUCAAUGGCUCGCUGGCUAUUUCAAAGGUGGAGUCACAUCAUACCGAUGCUCGUGUCCAUAUGCUUACCCACCCUAACGAAUUUGAUGUGGUUGAUCUUGAUCCAUAUGGAUCACCUUCUAUCUUCCUUGACUCGGCUAUUCAAUCAGUCUCGGAUGGUGGAUUGCUGAUGUGCACAGCAACUGACAUGGCAGUGUUAUGUGGCGGAAACGGUGAAGUUUGUUAUUCCAAAUAUGGUUCUUACCCAUUGAGGGGGAAGUAUUGUCAUGAGAUGGCUUUGAGGAUCCUCCUUGCCAGCAUCGAGAGCCAUGCCAACCGCUACAAGCGGUAUAUUGUUCCGGUGCUAUCUGUGCAAAUGGAUUUCUAUGUUCGUGUCUUUGUACGCGUUUACACCUCGGCGAGUGCAAUGAAGAGCACUCCAUUGAAGCUUUCUUACGUCUAUCAAUGCAUUGGUUGUGAUUCUUUCCAUCUUCAACCUGUUGGAAGGUCUCUUCCUAAGAACAACAGUGUGAGGUAUCUUCCAGCAAUUGGUCCAGUUGUGGCACAAGACUGCUACCACUGUGGGAAGAAAUAUAACAUGGGCGGACCGAUAUGGUCUGCACCAAUCCAUGAUCAAGAAUGGGUUACUUCUAUUUUGAACAGUGUUAAAUCCAUGAAAGAUAGAUAUCCUGCUUAUGACCGGAUCUACGCUGUACUUACCACAAUCUCCGAGGAGUUGCUAGAUGUUCCUUUGUUUUUGAGUCUGCAUAAUCUUUGUGCGACGCUAAAAUGCAUUUCACCAUCAGCUGCUAUGUUUCGAUCAGCUGUUAUCAAUGCUAAUUACCGUAUCUCCGGAACCCAUGUGAAUCCUCUCGGCAUGAAAACUGAUGCUCCUAUGGAAGUUAUCUGGGACAUCAUGCGUUGCUGGGUUAAGAAUCAUCCUAUAAAGGCGCAAGCCCCUGAACUCCCUGGAAGUGUGAUCUUGUCCAAAGAACCAUCACAUCAGGUUGAUUUUUCGCGUCACUCUGGUUCGCUGAGCAAGGCGCAAGCGAAGAAAGUAGCUCGGUUUCUGCCAAAUCCAGAGAAGCAUUGGGGUCCAAAGCUUAGGGCAGGUCGUCAGAUAACGAGCAAACAUGUCUCUCUUAUUGGUCAUGAAGCAGUCAAUGGCCACCUUACUCAACACCAUGAAGAACUAAAAGAGGAAGAAGAAGCAGUGCAAGAAGAUAAUACCCAAGAAGAGCUGGAUGCAAAGCGCCUGAAGACAACAGAGGAUAUUGCAUCCACAUCAUAAGAAUAAUCACAACAUGUUAACACACAAGAGAUCAGAUUUUUGGCUUCAGAAGAUUUGUGUUGUACUCUUAUGAAGAACUCUGUUUUGUUCUUUUCUGUUUAUCAGUUUUGGUAUUACUCAAGAGUUUUGACCCACUGUUAUUGAUUAUCUCUGUUGUGAUUUUAUUAGUUUUCUCAUCUAUUAUUAUCCUUGUAGUGACAUUUUUGGAUAGAAAACAGACAAGAGCAAAGUACUUUAUUAAA